UACAAAAAGAAACCCGAUUAAAAUAUCUAUGCCGUGUCUAGUGACUGUAAAACAUUCAACAUUUUGUAAAAAAUUUGAUAUUUAACAUCAAACCGAAAACUACAAUACUUGAAGCUCCUUUACGCGAUUAAUUGUACUGGAUAGCCCGGCGCCGAGUGGGGUCAUUUGGUGUCACUACCGAUAAACUCUUGUCCGCAUCCCGGCCGUAGGACCCACUUUAUCAUUCCGUAACUCAAAACAACACUCUACUACAAGUCGAUAUGGAGCCUCCUAUUGAGGAUGAACGAGAUGAAGUUCUAUACUUCGCAUAUGGCUCCAACCUCUCUUCGGUACAAAUGCGCAAGCGGUGUCCUAGAUCUACACCCGUUGGCCUUGCGUACCUAUCCGGGUGGACAUGGAUUAUCAAUGAGCGGGGUUAUGCCAAUAUCGUGGAAGACAGGACUAAAACAGACGGCAUCUACGGUAUCAUCUAUCGGCUACAUCCAGAUGACGAAGAAUGGUUGGAUAUGAACGAAGGUGUUCCGUGGGCUUAUGAACGACGAUUUAUCGAAGUUGAAGGUUUGGCAUCUGUGUCUACAGCGAAAGACAAAGGGGAGGGGGAAGUUGAAUCAACUGAUCAAGAAAAAACGUCUGAGAAGAUUCAGGCCCUUGCAUAUAUCGACUUCCGCCGAAUCCGACCAAGUCAUCCAAGAAACGAAUAUAUUUACCGUAUGAACGAUGGAAUCGAGGAAGCUAUGAUGCAGUGGGGACUACCUGAGCAGUAUGUUGAUUCUGUUAUAAGACCAUCCAUUCCUGCUGGGGGUAGGCAAUAAAUUUCAGAACACGAUAGUUGCAACUAAGUUUUUAGCAUGCCGAUAGCAAACCA
Daldinia decipiens is the source of this 865-nucleotide messenger RNA. RefSeq lists its product as uncharacterized. Bases 261 to 812 code for a protein of 183 amino acids. NCBI's taxonomy places the organism in Eukaryota, Fungi, Ascomycota, Sordariomycetes, Xylariales, Hypoxylaceae. Gene Ontology annotation, molecular function: gamma-glutamylcyclotransferase activity. The record is from RefSeq and is a predicted model, not a curated record. The transcript has 2 exons.